CUCACUAUUCAUACUAGCUUAUAAUAAUGCUAGAAAUAUGCACAUCACGCCAUAAAUACACAGGCCUGAUUGGUUGCUAAGGUGGAUGGCGGGAAUAUGACACACCUUCACCCGCUAGUUUUAAUUGAGAUUUUUGAAGGAUUAAUACAAGAGCUGCGUCUUUUCACAUAUAAAAAACAGUCUACUUCAGUUGAUACCAAGUGCAAAGGGAAAAUCAGUUCACUAUUUCUUCUCAAUAAGGCUUAUAAAUCACUGCAUGAAAUGAACAAUUUUUAGCAAUAAUAACAAAUAACUGUAUGGUGAAGUCAAGUAUAGCAUUAUUGUGUAAAAGUACUUCAGCGUUGAAGAGACGUAAAGUCUAUGAGACAUCUGAAAAGUGCUUAGAACAAAUUACACAUUUAUACCUAAAUGGUAAAAAUCUAGAUGAACUGGGUCAUGAAAUCGCUCUUUGUCAGUGCCUAACUGUUCUCUACCUAUAUGACAAUAAGUUGAAAUAUAUACCAAAACACUUAAAAUUAUCCCACUUGACACAUUUAUAUCUUCAAAAUAAUCGCAUAAGUCGUAUAGAAAACUUGAACUCAUUAGAGAAGUUAGAAAAACUUUUCCUCAGCCGAAAUUGUAUCAGUAUAAUUGAAGGCUUGGAAGGAUUAAUCAGACUGCAAGAAUUACGCAUUGACAACCAAAAUUUGAAUCCAGGCGAAAGUCUAGUCUUUGAUGAUCGUAGUCUGAAUUCUGUAGCUAAUAGUCUUAUAUGCUUGGAUGUGUCAGGUAACAAACUGGACACCCUACAAGAUUUAAGUAAUCUUCAUGCCUUAAUCUCUUUGAAUGUAUCGAAUAAUUCCAUACGAUCUAUCCAUGAUCUAUCUGCAUCACUGAAUAAAUGGUCAAACCUUAAAGAGUUCCAUAUACAAGGCAAUCCUGUCAUGAAAACAACUCGAGCAAGAGAUAUCAUCAUUGUAACUGCAAAACGUUUAGCUUGUCUUGCUGUAGUUGCCAGGUUUUCUACAUAUUUCCGCUUGUCAGCUCUAGUCCUCUUCAGUCGUCUGUGUACUUCUGUAGAUUACGCCUGUGUCCUGGCUUUCUGCUCUUUUGUCUCUGUAUGUUUGGCUGUGCCCAGAGUUUAAUUCUUUGUACUAUUGCUUCUUAGGGCCCAGGACCUCCUAACAUGUUAAAAUUAUCGCCUUUCUAGUUCUUUUCAGUUACUCUCCGAUUGUUUCCUCUUUCUCCGGUAGAUAUUGUAAUAUUUAGGACAGUUACCUUGAACCAACUGAACUUGUUGGCAUCAGAAAAGAAGGGUAUAUUAAAAUUCUGUAAUGCUUCUUCUACUGUCGAAUGUUUUUUAGCUUGGGCACCACCAGGUGGUCAGGUUUCAGGUUAUCUAAGGCAACAUGAGCUCCCUUCUUCGGUUUUACGUCUUCGAUAGUUCUAAAAAAUUUUUUACUUAUGCAUAUUUUGUCUAUUAGGCUUUCCUAAAUACGUUCUGGUGAAGUCCAUAUCCAGACCGAAGCUGCUACCUUGACAUGAGGUGGUCCGGCUUGCCUAUCGUGAUGACUCAACCGAGCUCUUUUGGCUGGAACACAUGUUCCUUUAGGUCCUACCAUGCCAGGCAUAUUGGUCGGGGAACGGUUAGACUAAGAUCAGUAACUUAAGAUCCAGAGGCAAAUUUGUAACGUCGACUGUAAACGAGUGUGACGGCAGUAAGAUGGUUCUCUUGGAAAACCUCUAUCUGCAGCGAUGUCACCUUCUUACAACAGAGGGAAGAAGGUCGAAAAUGUCGGUCUUGAAAAUUUCACGCCUCAUCUUAACCCGCGGAUUUCCGUCUCUUAGGAUAAGGCCCUUUAAAGUGCGGAGCUAAUCAAACGAAAGCCUUCCAAAAAGGCUGUGUGUGGUCGGCCUCAAGCAUUUGCCCCUUGGGCUCUGCGGUCACGUUUCCAAGUCACUAAAACUACCACUAAUCCGGGCUCCUUUUCGGGUCCCUCUACGGCGUAGGCAGCCGGAAAGUGAUAACCGCCUUCAUGCCUCCAAUGGCACACGAGGUCAUCUUGUUGACGAUCGAAUUCCCCUCCUACCUCAUAAAAAUUCCUCCACCUCACGACUAACUCUUUUCAUCUAUCUUUAUCAACGCACGCCGCCAAUGCUAAUGACUUGAGUCCACGAAAUGUUAUUCCCGGUCUCCUGAAUUCACACCCUAAACUACACAUUGUAGCUUUUAAUGUUCGAACCUUGUGUCAAGUAGGGACACGGGUUUCUUUAGCUAGGACUCUAGAAUCUCGCUCCAUCGAUGUGUGCUGCGUCUUCGAAACGCGCAAACAAUAUCCAAGUACUCUCAUUCAUAUAAUCUCACCUUGCCAAUAUAAAGAACUGGUACUACUUACACUUCGAGUAUCCGAAGUCUCCACUGCUACU
Schistosoma spindalis is the source of this 2406-nucleotide messenger RNA. The record is from the annotation of a GenBank genome assembly. Lineage: Eukaryota; Metazoa; Platyhelminthes; Trematoda; Strigeidida; Schistosomatidae.